AUGGUAGGAAAGGACAGGUAUAAAAUGCAUCUGGCAGAGGCUGCUGACACAGUGGAAAAAUCAAGCUGCAACAAUCACUGGGCAGUAAAUCAAGCUAAUGCUGCUCGGCACAAGCUGGAGUCCACCGGUAUCGGGGGAGUUGCCUGUGCCAGACACAGUUGCUUUGUCCCUCACUCCAUGGUGGAUUUUCAGAAAGGCGAAAGGCAAGCCACAUCCACCAUUCCCCAUUCACAAGUUAACCAUGGACAAAUGAACAUGGACUAUGCCCUUUGCGAGGCUUCCCAGCACAACAUGGAAGGCAUCACCAGGGCUGUCACCUUCUAUGAUAUUAAUUCACCUAGCAAAAAGGAGAUCAAGCUUAGAUUGUUAGAGGAGGGUAACGCCCGCAAUGCAGCACCCUCUCGCAGAUCUGUGGCGACAUGGAUAUCGACAGGGUUAGCAAUUGAAGAGGCUCAGAUUGCAUUGCUCAUCGAGGUCCGAAGGAUUGGAAGAAGAUCCACCGAGACACAGAGAUUAGACAUCGCCCAUCAAAGAGAUCGGCUCCAAGGCCAGAUAGAUGGAUUUGCUCGGUCUGCUCUAACACAUCUCGGGGAGGGAUUUGAUGCAGAUGAUGAACCUGAAGACUUGGACGUAGACAUUCUAGAUGAUCUCGAUGAUGACCCGGCAGAUUUCACAGAGACAUCUCACACAUGGACAAACUCUCCCGAGCUAACUGUAAUCCCAUUGCCAUCAAACCUGGGGGUUGAUAGAUGCAGACAAUGCAUGGCAGAGGAUCUGAUUCCCCUGGAGAUGAUGCUUUGUGAAGGGCAGGCCAAUGAUGCCCUUUACAAUCUCCGCAUUUACCUUUGCAACAAGACCAUCCUGUUCCGAACAACCAUUAGGCAGGCCAAAUCCCAGGCCCUGAAAACUCGAGCUUGGUCCCAGGUGACAUCAGUGCAGCAGGCAGUCUCCCUCCAUGCCAGCAUAUAUACAAAGACAAGGAAGCAAAUGAUGAAACUUGAGCUGGGGCAAGACCAGCUUCAGAAAUACAAACCCCUGCUUUGCAAGCAACUCAAAAUCAGCACUGCAGUGGGAGACCCAAAUGCCCGAGGUCAACGAAAUGAAUCUUUGGCUUGGUUUUGGUCUGUUGAAGUCGACCUCGGGGGCCCUGAUCAAUCGUGGAAUGAAGAAUGUGAGUUCCCGCUUGCAUGUCAUAUCCCACGGUUACCUGACUGGACCCAUGCCAAGUUUACCGAGUCCAUUGGCUGA
Molecule: messenger RNA, 1248 nt
Organism: Suillus fuscotomentosus
Lineage: Eukaryota; Fungi; Basidiomycota; Agaricomycetes; Boletales; Suillaceae
Exons: 3
Coding region: 1-1248 (415 amino acids)
Source: RefSeq, a predicted model, not a curated record